GUGUCCAAAUUCCCAAAAAUUUUCUUCCUCAUAUCGUGGCAAACAAAGAAACCGAACAAAGCAUUAAAAUGGUGGCGUACUACGACGAGUGCGAUGCCAUCGAUAACCCCAAGACCCUCAACGACUGGGUCCGUAACUUCCGCGUAAAACGCCAGAAAAUGCGUCGCAAGUUACGAGGCGCUGGAAGCGACUUGCGCGUGAACGCCAUUUUGUCGACGGCCCUGCUCCACGCGGAGCAUGAGCUGCGAAGAAAGCAGCAGGAGCGCUUCAGUCGCUGGCUGGAGAUGCAGACUCGGUUCGUGCCCCAUGGCAGGACCCACUGCGCCAAUGACGCGGUGGCCACCAGCGCCAAGGCUGCUGCGGAGGUCGAGGCAGAGAGUAAUUUGUGGAGCAGCGAGCUCAGCAGCCUCGAUAGUUUUAUGCGCAGUUUAAGCAGCAGCAGCAACAACAACCACACCGACGCCAGCAACAGUUAUUCGGGGACGAGUAACAGCAACAACAACAACAACCACAGCUGCGCCAUUGCAGUGGCCAGUUAGAAAGAGAAGACUGUAUGGUGCCCGUCUGAACGCGUGUGUGUGCGUGCGUGACACACAAACGCACUCAAAAUGGUGGAAGUUGGUUUUCAGACGAAGAACCGUUUCCCCUCUAGCUUUAGCCUUUUUAAACCCUGUUAAACUAGUGUUAUUACGAAAACAAUAUUUCUCAU
Messenger RNA from Drosophila subpulchrella, 709 nucleotides. RefSeq lists its product as uncharacterized. The coding region runs from base 69 to 539 and encodes 156 amino acids. The transcript has a single exon. The record is from RefSeq and is a predicted model, not a curated record. Lineage: Eukaryota; Metazoa; Arthropoda; Insecta; Diptera; Drosophilidae.